AUGUCCAAGAAACUUCUCACCAUCUUCGGUGCUACUGGCAACCAGGGCGGCUCCGUUAUUUCCACCGUACUUGCUUCUCAGGCUCUGUCCGCCAAGUAUGCCCUCCGAGCCAUCACCCGAGACACGACCAAGCCCAACGCUCAGGCUCUGGCCUCGAAAGGUGUCGAGCUCGCCAAAGCCGACCUCAAUGACCCAUCAUCAAUCGCUUCGGCCAUCAAGGGCUCGUAUGGCGUCUUUGCGGUGACCAACUACUGGGAAACCACCUCGAAAGAAGUCGAGUUCAAUCAAGGCAAGAACAUUGUCGACGCCUGCAAGUCUGAGGGUGUCAAGCACCUCGUCUGGUCUGGACUACCGAACACGACCGCGAUGACCAGCGGCGAACUUUCCAGAAUCGAGCACUUUGACAGCAAGGCCCAAGUCACCGACUAUGCCACGAAAAUCAAGGGUGAUUCACUCCUCGUUUCGACCUUCAUGCCCGGCUUUUUCAUGUCUAAUCUGCUCGGUCAAAUCAAGCGUCAAGAAGACGGAACAAUUGCCCUAAGUCUACCUUGGGAUGCGGACAAAACCUGGCUGCCUCUGCUCGAUAUUCGCGGAGACACUGGCAAGUACGUCGCAGGUCUUUUCGAGGCUGGCUCCGCUGCCGAUGGCGUGGCCGUCCAAGGUGUCAGCGAAUGGGUCCAUCCCGCCCAGAUCAUCUCUCUCGUUGCUGAACUUUCCGGGCAAGACGUGAAGUUCCAGCCUCAAGAGAUGACCGUGGAGAUGACCAACAACAUGGACAGAAUCCCAGCGGAAAUGGUUCAAAACAUGAUCUUGAUAAGAGACUACUCAUACUUCGGCAAGGGCACCGAACAGAAGCAAGCCGAGUCUGAUAAGUAUGUGGCAGAAGGCACAAAGUUAAACAACUGGAAUAGCUGGGCCAAAGAGCAGAAAUGGGCGUGGUGA
This is a messenger RNA of Cyphellophora europaea CBS 101466, 942 nucleotides long. RefSeq lists its product as uncharacterized. The transcript is spliced from 3 exons. The record is from RefSeq and is a predicted model, not a curated record. The coding region runs from base 1 to 942 and encodes 313 amino acids. NCBI's taxonomy places the organism in Eukaryota, Fungi, Ascomycota, Eurotiomycetes, Chaetothyriales, Cyphellophoraceae.